UGCUGUGCAUUCCGCGUAGUAUCAAUACUACUUUUGGGUUUUCGAGAACUUCGGAUGGCGAAGGGUCUUAUUAAUUGGGGAGAAGUAAAAAAGCAUCAGUCAUUGAAAGACCGUUGGAUUGUUAUUGACAAUAAGGUUUAUGACGUGUCAAGUUGGCAGAAUAGACAUCCGGGAGGUCGCAAAGUUAUCGGUCACUACGCCGGUCAAGACGCAACAGGUGCAUUCAUUGCAUUUCACAAAAACCGUCAGUAUGCUGAAAAGUUUUUGGGUGCAUACUACGUCGGAGAUCUGGACCAAGAUUGUCCAGAAGACAAAGAUAUAAAUUGCAAAAUUAAGGAGUACCACGAGGAUCUAGAAGGUGUACGUAAUAUCCUAGUUCAGAAGGGACUAUUUGAUGGAAGCAAACUCUUCUUUGGUACAAUGAUGCUUCAAAUUUUUGUGCUCGAAUUACUGGCAUAUUUAAACUUGGCAUAUUUUGGAACCAGCUGGUGGCGAAUUAUGUUAUCAGUUAUACUGUAUUCAAUAUCUCAAGGUCAAGCAAGUUGGCUGCAACACGACUUAGGACAUCUAUCGGUAUUUGGGAGUACGCGAAUAAAUCAUAUUUUCCAUGAAAUUAUCCUUGGUUUAACUAAGGGAGCUUCUUGCCAUUGGUGGAAUCACAUGCAUUCUCAACAUCAUGCUAAGCCGAACGUGAUUGAUAAAGAUCCAGAUACCCGACUAGAACCAAUUUUUGUUGUUGGUGAUAACGUGCUUAGAAGAGCAGCUAGUCCUGAAAGUAAAUGGACGUGGCAUUUUCCUUAUGAACACCAGCAUAAAUAUUUUUUCCUAAUUGGUCCCCCUCUAUUAUUUCCUGUUUAUUUCCAAAUCAUGUCCUUCCGUCAUAUGUGGAUUCACAAAAGAAUAGAGGAUUUUCUGUACGUCACGGGAUUUUGCGUAAAGUUACUCUCUCUUUAUUAUUCAUUGCUUGGAUUCUGGGGAACUUUGGGCUAUUUUUUUGUUGUAAGAUAUUACCUUACGAUCAUUUGCUAAUAAUCCUUUCGAAGUUGUCAUUGAUUUAUUUAGCAAUGCAAACUGAACUGUAACGGUAUCAAAUGCAUUAUUUCAGUGAUCGAUUUAAGAGUCAUAGAAAGUCACUGGUUCACUUGGGUUAGUCAGUCAAACCAUUUGGCUAUGCCAGUAGAUUAUGAUCGAGCUGAACCAUGGUUUCGUUUACAGCUAAAUGGAACAUGCAAUGUUGAAAAUUCACUAUUCAAUGACUGGUUUACAGGACAUUUGAAUUUCCAGAUAGAACAUCACCUAUUUCCAACUAUGCCAAGACAUAAUUAUCAUCUAGUAAGGCCUUAUGUAAAAGCUUUAUGUGAAAAGUAUAACCUUCCCUAUCGCGUUAAGCCAAUUGGAAUAGCCUUUAAAGAUGUUUUCAAAAUAUUGAAAUCAAGUGCAGAAUCAUGGAAAAAAGUAAAAUGUGAAAAAGAAAAAUGUAUGAAAAAACUUCUUGAUGAAUAAAUGAAUAUCUUUAUUAUCAUGUUAUUUACAUAUUUCAUAAUGUAUUGUUUCUAAUUAAAAUUGAGCUAAAAAAACAUGUUCAUAUAUGAACGUAUUGAUCUUAAUUCAUAACUAAUGAUUGUUAAAGUGCUUUUCUACAUAAAUAAACAUCGACAUAAUUUUCUUUUGGUAAUGAUAUUUGUUUAUUUAAAAAAAAAGGUAUUACUUGUUUGUUAA
Messenger RNA from Schistosoma haematobium, 1719 nucleotides. Its product is annotated as Acyl-CoA, variant 2. The transcript has 11 exons. The record is from RefSeq and is a predicted model, not a curated record. NCBI's taxonomy places the organism in Eukaryota, Metazoa, Platyhelminthes, Trematoda, Strigeidida, Schistosomatidae. Gene Ontology annotation, biological process: lipid metabolic process. Gene Ontology annotation, cellular component: membrane. Bases 55 to 1029 code for a protein of 324 amino acids. Gene Ontology annotation, molecular function: oxidoreductase activity, acting on paired donors, with oxidation of a pair of donors resulting in the reduction of molecular oxygen to two molecules of water.